Messenger RNA from Impatiens glandulifera, 510 nucleotides. RefSeq names its product glutathione S-transferase T3-like. The transcript has 2 exons. The record is from RefSeq and is a predicted model, not a curated record. Lineage: Eukaryota; Viridiplantae; Streptophyta; Magnoliopsida; Ericales; Balsaminaceae. The coding region runs from base 1 to 510 and encodes 169 amino acids.
AUGGCAAAAGGACUAGAUGGUGAAGUGUAUGGUGAACCCUAUCAAUCCCAGAUUAGUGAUGAUCAUUACUCUCAACUUAUGCCAUCAUAUAGUCAAAUUAUCCCUAUUGAGUUGAAAGAGUUAGAGACGGAUGAUCCUUGCAAAAAAUCCAUUCGAACUAAAAACGUUUCUCCGGAGGAGGACCUUGUGUUGGUUUCAGCUUGGCUUAACACAAGUAUUGAUCCAAUUAUUGGGACAGAUCAAACAAAUAUUCAAUAUUGGAGAAAAGUAGGGUCAUAUUAUAAGGCAGCCAUAGAAAAUACAAAGUAUGGGCCACGGACAGACAAAUCUCUUACAAAUCGAUGGAGUACAAUCCAACAAGCUGUAAACAAGUUUUGCGGCUAUUACACACAACGAGAAGGAAGUCUCCGUAAAUCUGGUGAUACCGGCAUAGACGUGCUUCAAGAGCCUAAAAAGAUCUACCAUGAGAUCCAAAAAAACUCAAUUUCGAUUAGAAAAUUGCUGGAAUAA